ACGGCGCAGAUUAAUUUGGCUAAAAUUCAGGGACAAGAACAAUCCCAUGCAUAGUGAACCCGCUUUGGUUUAUUUUAUUUUAUUUUAUUUUAUUUCAUCAGGAGGCGCAAUUAGGUCUCUUCGUGAACAUUAAACACCGAUUGAGAAGUGAGUAAGGAAGAACCUGAGAAACCCCCUAAAACCCUAAUUCCCCUCGUCCCUACUCUCUCUCUCUCUCUCUCUCUCUCUCUCUCUCCGAUCGUCCGCGGACCCCCAAGAGGAUCGUCAAAAGCUUAGGCUGAUCAUGGGUUCACUAAGAAUUGGAUUUCUUAAGCGCUUGAACGAGGUUUUAACACAGCCUCGAACUUCAUUUGGCAUUCAUAGAAGCUUAAAAGCAUGGAACUCCACCAUGUCAUUUGAUGAGUUUGCAGAGAAGAAUGACAUGGACGAUGAUGAUGAUCCUAUAGUUGACAAGAGAAACUUGGAACCCCAAAGUGUUGAUCCAAAAAAAGGUUGGAAUUUCAGAGGUGUGCACAAGGCAAUUAUUUGUGGCAAAAUUGGGCAACCUCCGCUGCAGAAAAUAUUGAGGAACGGUAAAACCGUCACUAUAUUCACUGUUGGAACAGGGGGUAUGUUUGAUCAAAGAAUUAUUGGAGGAGAGAACCUUCCAAGGCCAGCACAGUGGCACCGAAUAGCAGUUCAUAACGAGCAACUUGGUGCAUAUGCUGUUCAGCAAUUAGUGAAGAAUUCUGCAGUUUUUGUUGAAGGGGAUAUUGAGACUAGAGUUUAUAAUGACAACAUCAAUGGUCAAGUAAAAAAUAUACCUGAGAUAUGCGUGCGACGUGAUGGCAAGGUUCGUUUGAUUAAAUCUGGGGAUGUUGCUUCCAGUAUAUCAUUGGAUGAGCUAAGGGAUGGAUUAUUCUAAGUGGUUCCAGCCGGUUAAACUUGCCUACUGUAUCACUUCAAGAAUUAUGUACUAGAAGGUCGAUCAUGGCUUCAUCGACCUGAAUUAUGAUCUUGUUUUUCUCCUCUUAUGUCAUACGUUCCAAUGGGAGAUUUGUGAACACUUACAAGCCUCUGGCAAAAAGAUAUUUUUAAGGUAACGUAGGUUAAACUUCUAUUCUCUUGUGUCUUCUUUUAGGACUUCUGCAAAAUCGUCUGCUUGCAUAUCUACUGCUAUAAUAUCUGAAUUUUCACGUA
This is a messenger RNA of Ananas comosus (pineapple), 1179 nucleotides long. Its product is annotated as single-stranded DNA-binding protein, mitochondrial. Gene Ontology annotation, cellular component: mitochondrial nucleoid. The record is from RefSeq and is a predicted model, not a curated record. Lineage: Eukaryota; Viridiplantae; Streptophyta; Magnoliopsida; Poales; Bromeliaceae. Gene Ontology annotation, biological process: positive regulation of helicase activity; mitochondrial DNA replication. Gene Ontology annotation, molecular function: single-stranded DNA binding. Bases 284 to 904 code for a protein of 206 amino acids. The transcript is spliced from 7 exons.